AUGGCUGCUGCCCAAACCAUCGUGUUUAUCAAGCCCUUCGCACCAUCUUCCACAUGGAGUAAACUUGAAAGUAGAGGGAGUUUUAUGGGCAGCAAUAUUAAAUUGUUCAGAAGAGCAGAGGUAAUUUGCUUCGGAAUUCUGGGCCCAAGAAAGUUUAUGCAAAAGAGAAAGAAAGUAGAAACUUUUAGGGAUGCGGAUGAUGAAGCAGAUCAAAAGAACUGGAGAAGACUAAUGAAUGAGAUUGAGGAGGCAGGUUCUGCGGUUUCGGUUCUUAAAACCCAUAAGGCCAAGAAUGAGGCUAUUCCCAAGGACUUGGUUCUUGGAACCUUAAUUAGAUUUAAGCAGCUCAAGAAGUGGAACCUUGUUAGCGAGGUUCUGGAGUGGCUACGGGUGCAGCAUUGGUGGGACUUCAAUGAAAUGGAUUUUCUGAUGCUGAUUACUGCUUAUGGUAAGUUGGGAGACUUUGUUAAGGCAGAGAGGGUAUUAAGCUACAUGAACAAGAAAGGGUAUCCUCCAAAUGUGAUAUCUCAUACUGCCCUCAUGGAAGCAUAUGGCAAAGGGGGCCAAUACAACAAGGCUGAGGCAAUAUUUCGUAAGAUGCAAGCUUCCGGUCCUGAUCCUUCUGCAUUAACCUAUCAAAUAAUUCUUAAGAGUUUUGUUGAGGGAAAAAAGUUUAAAGAAGCUGAAGAGGUUUUUGAAGUUCUUCUACAUGACAAUGCUUCUCCUCUCAAACCUGAUCAGAAAAUGUUUCACAUGAUGAUAUAUAUGUACAAGAAGGCAGGAAAUUAUGAUAAAGCUCGUCACUUGUUUUCUUUAAUGGCUGAACGAGGAGUUAAACAGACUACCGUUACUUACAAUAGCUUAAUGUCAUUCGAAAAUAAUUACAAGGAGGUUUCCAGAAUAUACGACCAGAUGCAAAGAGCCAAAAUUAAGCCUGAUGUUGUAAGCUAUGCCCUACUCAUCAAGGCAUAUGGAAAGGCUAGAAGGGAAGAAGAGGCAUUAGCCGUUUUUGAAGAGAUGCUUGAUGCUGGUGUCAGGCCAUCGCAGAAAGCCUAUAAUAUUUUGCUUGAUGCAUUCGCCAUUUCAGGGAUGAUUGAACAAGCUCGGACUGUCUUCAAAAGUAUGCGAAGGGACAGAUGUACCCCAGAUCUUUGUUCAUACACAACCAUGUUAUCGGCAUACAUCAAUGGAUCUGAUAUGGAGGGCGCAGAGAAAUUUUUCAGAAGGAUGAAACAAGAUGGAUUCAAACCCAAUAUCAUCACUUAUGGAACUCUAAUGAAGGGGUAUGCUAAAAUUAAUAAUCUCGAGAAAAUGAUGGAGAAGUAUGAGGAAUUGCGACUCUGUAGUAUCAAACCAAAUGAAACCAUCUUCACUACCAUUAUGGAUGCACAUGGGAAGAAUCUUGGUUUUGAUACUGCUGUAAUUUGGUACAAUGAGAUGAGAUCAGCUGGCGUUGUUCCAGAUCAGAAAGCAAAAAACAUCCUUCUUUCUUUGGCAAAAACGGCUGAAGAAAAGGCAGAAGCAAGCGAACUUGUCAGAUGCACAACUGAACUGAAACAGGAAAAAGUCACUAAAAAUGGUAAUGAUGAUGAUGGUGUUGACGUGGAGUGUGAUAGUAUUGAUGGUGCACGUAGCAAGAUAUCUUUUGAAGACAGAGGCAUUGUUGCUAGUGUAGUUGUGGCUGUCAACUAA
This is a messenger RNA of Oldenlandia corymbosa var. corymbosa, 1692 nucleotides long. Lineage: Eukaryota; Viridiplantae; Streptophyta; Magnoliopsida; Gentianales; Rubiaceae. The record is from the annotation of a GenBank genome assembly.